Molecule: messenger RNA, 2323 nt
Organism: Triticum aestivum (bread wheat)
Lineage: Eukaryota; Viridiplantae; Streptophyta; Magnoliopsida; Poales; Poaceae
Exons: 9
Coding region: 1-1410 (469 amino acids)
Source: RefSeq, a predicted model, not a curated record
AUGAAAACAUUUUUUGAAUUGAUCAUUUGUGCUUCAGUAGCAAUCAGGCAGAUUCAAUUUUCAGGAAAAUUAGUGUGGGAAGCAGACAUCACCUCCAAUGGCAUGUUCUUGGAUCUGACUUCUUCUUCCUCUCGUGGGCAGCGUACUAGCAUAAUCUUGGAAGAUGGCGCCAUUGAUGUAGGCAAGGAGCUUGGGGAGACGACGACGCUGCUGCUUGUGGUGGAGCUCCAGCGAGGAGGUCCGGGGAGGCAGCGGCUGGUGUCGGAGAUCACGGAUCCGUCGAAGGAGCUGCUGCGAGGGGGAGGCUGGUGGUGGAGAUCACGGAUCCGCCGAAGGAGCUCCGGCGAGGGGGAGGCGGGAGGCGAGGAUCACGACACCACGCGAUCCUGCGAAUCGAUCCCCCUCGACCAAGUUUCUUCCAGCCGCUGCCCCGCCGCCGGCCACCUCCCAGCGCCCCGGCUUCUUCCCUCGCCGCCGGCCACCUCCCAGCGCACCGGCUUCUUCCCUUGCCGCCGGCCACCUUCCCGCGCCCGGCUUCUUCCCUCGCCGCCGGCCACCUCCCGGCGCCCCGGCUUCUUCCCUCGCCGCCGGCCACCUUCCCGCGCCCCUCCUUCUUGCCCAGCUGCCGGCCGCCUUCCCGCGCCCCGGCUUCUUGCCCCGCCGCCGGCCGCCUCCCCGCCCCCCGGCUUCUUGCCCCGCCACCGGCCGCCUCCCAGCACCCCGUCUUCUUGCCCCGCCGCCGGCCACCUCCCUGCGCUCCGGCCAACGGCUAGAUCCGGCUGCCACGUCCCUGCGGCGCCCACAGCCACGGCGCCCGGACCCCAUCUCCACCUAACCCCGGCGACCCCAACUAUGCGCUCCCAGCCCCAGCGCCACCGACCCCUGCACUACGUCGUCCCAUCUCCUCGACACCGGCGGUUGUGCCACACUGCACCGCCGUGGCCAGCUCUCCUGCAACCGGCGGCGACUCUCCCUUCCUCCAGCGCGACCAUCCGCCCCAGGUCGAGCAAGUUCAGAAAUUGCAGCGCCCUGCAGUUCGUGUCCAACCCCAUGGCAUUAGGAUGGCCGAGUUUGUCGCGAGGAACAGUCCAUGGAUGUCGGCUUCAACUUUCCUCCGCGAAGGUCCUUUUGCUCGGUGAUGCAAGAUUCAGAGUUUAUAACACAUCAUUGGAUUCGCCAAGGCCGUGUCCUCCUGAGAUAAGAAGAGCGACAAGGAGAUGGAAGAAGGAGAUCCGUCCAAAGUGUGAGUUUUGCGACGUCGACAUGCAAGUUCUACAAUUUAUCCGUCCAGAUGGGAGAAGGAGAUCAGUCCAACAGACGCAUCUAAAAAGCAACAUAUGCAGAGCCAUUCGCCCGAGAUAUAAACAAGCUGGUGGCCGCCCAUCUCUGCAUGUAUUUUAUUUGGGAUAGCCAAAUCCUGGCGCGCCCAGCCGCUGCUCAUGAACCCCGCCUCCAUCAUCUCCACUUCACCAGAGCCGUCAGUCCACAGGAGUAGGGGUAGCGGAUCCCCUAUAGCGGCCAAAUCCCGGUGCGCCAAGCCGCUGCUCGUGAACCACGCCUCCAUCAGCUCCACUACACCGGAGCGGUCAGUCCGCAGGAGUAGGAGUAGCAGGGACACAUUCAUGGCUUCAUUCAAUAAGUGGAAUGUGGGCAGAUGUUGAUCAACAAGUCUGCAGUAUUAAGUUCUCAGGUUAGAAAACGAUCAGUUCCAUGUGUAUUUAACAGCAGGUCCAUGUAUAUUUAACAGCAAGUCCAUGUAUUACUACAUGAGAGGUACUGCUAGCGAGACUUCACUGCUCCAUUCCAACAAACGUGUAUACGCAAGCCUGGGUUGGCAAAUUACUCUGCUACUGCUGGUUUCAGUUCCCUCACUGGAUUUGCAGGCUCACGACCAUCCUCUAACACCCCGUCAGUGCCACCGAUUUGAAGGAGCUCCAUGACUAGUAACUCUGAGUUCUAGUGCUCCUAACGAUCGUUUGGAAUCUUAUCUUCAAUAUCUUGCUGAUAUGGAACAGUAGAAUGUCGCAAUAUAUACUUGUACAAUUUUUUUAGUACUAAUGACUAGUACUUGCCUUGACAGUACAAUGGCAUGCUUCGUUGCCGGUUGCGAGGAUGUGCAACAUAUGUUUAAGCAAACAUUUAUGUUGUAUUACAAAUAGAAAUCUUUCCUCUGUUCCAUAGAAGAUUGUGUGACUUCUUUAAACACAUUUUAGAAAAGAAGUGUACAGACUGUAGCUUAGCAUUUGAUAAUUGUUUGCAACAUAUACAACCCGUGGAUGAUUAUGUAAUUGUUUUCAUGCGUUAUCAUAUGUCCAACAGUUCA